Messenger RNA from Contarinia nasturtii (swede midge), 579 nucleotides. RefSeq lists its product as uncharacterized. The transcript is spliced from 4 exons. Gene Ontology annotation, molecular function: nucleic acid binding. Bases 1 to 579 code for a protein of 192 amino acids. The record is from RefSeq and is a predicted model, not a curated record. NCBI's taxonomy places the organism in Eukaryota, Metazoa, Arthropoda, Insecta, Diptera, Cecidomyiidae.
AUGAAACGCUGGUACAAUGAAUUCAAUCGUGGUCGUCGUUCGCUCAAAGACGAGCCCCAUGAAGGUCCAAAAUCAGUUGUUCCACAAAACAUCGAUGCUGUCAGAGACAUGAUAAUGAAAGAUCGUCAUGUGACAUACCAUGACGAGUCAUGGAUUUAUGCAUAUGAGCUCGAAACAAAACAGCAGUUGACUGUAUGGAUACAAAGUGAAGAUAAUCUAACAAUAGUUGUUCGAGCUAGAAGUGUUGCGAAGCAAAUGGUCGCCUGUUUUCUCGCGAUAAGUGGACAUGUGGUAACCGUUCCACUAGAGGAUCCACAAAUAACUCAAUUUUUGACCAGUCAAAACAUCGAUCUGAUGGGUCAUCCGCCGUACAGUCCUGAUUUGGCACCCAAUGACUUCUUUUUGUUCCCGAGCGUGAAGAAAAAACUACGUGGUCAACGAUUUUUGACACCAGAAGAUGCAGUUGAAGAUUUGGAUUUGCUUCUGGAACCGGUCGAUGGAAUGUACAUCGAAGAGUCCAUAUCAAAUCGAUCAAAAUCUGGAAGUAUUUGGGACCCAACUUCUCACAAAGUCGUAUAA